CACUGAGAACCCCACGUGACCGUCUGAGGCAAAAGUUUCCUGCCCCCAGGGGAAUGCUGUGUCAGUGCCCAGGCAAGCCCCAGAGCUGACAUCUCCCUGCCCAGCCAUGGGCCCCAACCUGCUCCUGCUGCUGUUCCUGGGACUAGCAGGCCAGGGCUCGGCUGGCAGCCUCCCUGAGGUGCUGCAGGCGCCUGUGGGGAGCUCCAUCCUGGUGCAGUGCCACUACCGACUCCAGGAUGUCAAGGCUCGAAAGGUGUGGUGCCGGUUCCUGCCAGAGGGAUGCCAGCCCUUGGUGUCGUCAGCUGUGGAUCGCAGGGCCCCAGCCAGCAGCCGCAUAUUUCUCACUGACCUGGGGGGUGGCCUGCUCCAGGUGGAGAUGGUUACCCUACAGGAGGAGGAUGCCGGAGAGUACGGCUGCGUGGUAGAGGGAAUCUCAGGGCCCCAGACUGUGCACAGAAUCAGUCUGGAUGUGCUCCCUGCAGCUCCUGGCCUGAAAGAGGAGGACGAGGAGACCCAUCAGGUCGGGAGUCUGGCUGACAUCUCCUCUUCAGAUCCUGUAGGCAGUGCCAGCCCUUUGGAUCCCAGCCGAGAUAAGAAGAGACCCUUGAUUUGGGGUGCUGUGCUCCUGCUGGGCCUGCUGGUGCUGGCGGUGGUGCUGUUUGCUGUGAUGGCCAAAAGGAAAGGGAACAGGCUUUCUGCCUGUGGACGAUUUCAGAGCAGUGGAGUCUCAGGCUCGGCCCCCUCCUCAGUGGUCCACCACAUCAGUGACUCUGGACUGGCUGCUGACUUGCCAUCGGAUGUACCAUAUGUUAGGCUUGACUCGCCACCUUCCUUUGACAAUAACACCUACACCAACCUUCCUCUUGAUUCCCUGUCAGGGAAUCAAAUCAACCCACCCCCAGCCCCAUCCUGUUUGCCCCCUCUGCCUGCUAAGGCUGAGAUCUGCUCCAAGCCUGUGACAUACGCCACAGUCACCUUCCCUGGAGGGGACAAGAGUGGAGGAGCCUCCUUCGAGCCAGCCCAGGAUCCACCUAAUAGUGAGAUUCCACCCAGCUAAGCUGUUCACCAUCCUGUAAACUCACAGAGAUCAUCCCCAGGGUUCUGUGCAGCCAUCCACGCAGUCUGUGCCCUAGAUCCUUAGGAUAUCAGAGCAACUAGGGUCUUUAGGAUCUGAUCUAAUAUCUUGACUUUUCUCACCUGGUAAGUGAUACUUGGAAUGAUUGAGGUGUCUGGGGAAGCCCCCCCCAUGCUAGUUCCUCUGCCAUUACACCACAGGGCUAAAUAAACUCUACAUGAUAA
This is a messenger RNA of Aethalodelphis obliquidens (Pacific white-sided dolphin), 1299 nucleotides long. RefSeq names its product trem-like transcript 1 protein. The record is from RefSeq and is a predicted model, not a curated record. Bases 107 to 1057 code for a protein of 316 amino acids. Gene Ontology annotation, cellular component: cell surface. Lineage: Eukaryota; Metazoa; Chordata; Mammalia; Artiodactyla; Delphinidae. The transcript is spliced from 6 exons. Gene Ontology annotation, molecular function: signaling receptor activity.